CAGUGUAGCAGUUGUGUACUGGCUGACUGCGUUUCUCUCCAGUGGGACUCUUUAUGUGUCACUGUGUGUGCUGCAGUGACAAUGGGAGCGAAUGUGUGACUGUGCAUGUCAGGGUGGGGAAGAGAGAGAGAGAUAGAGAGAGAGAGAGAGAGAGAGAGAGAGAGAGAAAUCGAGUAGCCAGAAAGAGAUAGAGCGCGUACACGAGGCAGGAGGCGCUCCCUCUAAUCCCGGCUGCGACGCCAAACAGCAUUGCACCGGCUGCUACAAUAGUCUUAAUGGAGGCUCAGGCAGACUCUGGUGCUGCAGAGCCACUUAGAGACCGAGAGUUCCAGAAGCUUCUGAAGUCCUCCAGCUCUGCCAGUCUCACCAGCGAGGCGUCCCACAAUGCCUCAGGAGAGCACGUUGGUACCCCGGCACAUCAUGGCAGCCAGGUGCUGAUCGCAGAGAAACGACAGCCUCUCAGCAGUGUGUCCUCUCUGGAGGUCCACUUUGACCUCCUGGACCUGACGGAGCUCACUGACAUGUCUGACCAGGAGCUGGGGGAGGUGUUUGCUGAUUCAGACGAGGAGAACCAUACAGAUUCCCCAGCAAUUCACCCCGCAGAUCGCCAGCAGCCACCAUUACCUAGAUUUCCACACAGCGGUUACGUCCGCUCGCCCUCCUGGACCCGCGGUGGAAAAGGAGAACAGCAGCCGAGAGAUCGAAAACACCACAGUGACUCCGAAAACACAGAGCCAAUGUUGAAGAUAGAACGCUCUCAAUCCCAGCAGCCUUGAGUCAGGGGCAGCUACAGGGGCUUAGGGAGAAAACAAAGCCCUUGAGCGGAGAGUGGAGAGGUUCCUUCUCAAGCAAGAAGAUGAGGAACUCUUGGGAUCAAAAGACACAGUGAUCCCACCUAAAGAUAAUGCAAUCCCUUUGUCCAUUAUGGACAAGAAGAGAGCUCAAACAAGCUGGGGUAAGCGUAGACUCUUCAUCAAGAAGGAACAAACUUCAUCCAACUAGGAUUUUGGGACGCCUCUUUGGGACCGAGUCACUUUCAGUCUUCUCCAUGUGACUACUGCAUAUGGAGAACUUGAAGCAUGAUGUAGCAUUAUGGACAACACUGGCUCAAGCAAUGUGAAUCGAAGGAGCAACUGAGGAAUUCCACAGUGAUUUGAAUCUUCAAGGAACUGUUUAAGGAACAGUGCAAUGUGUCAAUGCAGCAACUGUGAUAAGACAUUUUCAGAGAACCUACAGGAUAGUUCAAGACAUGGCAAUACAGAGGGACAGAGAGAAGUUACAAGAAUUCCCAACAAAAGUGUCCUUUGAGGAGGUUCUGCAUGAAAAGAGGAAGACCCAGAAACAAAGUAAAAUAUCUUGUAAAAAAAUUUCAUGCCUAAGGCCUAAAACAUACCCUACGCAAGUACAUGAACGCAAAAACGUUGAGCUACACGAGACUGAUUUCAUACAUCUUCGUGUUUCAGAAAUGAUCAGAGAAGAAUUAAUAUUGCAGCAUAUUGCACUGGAUUCCCAUUAUUGCCAACAAGAUGGUGUUGUGCUAGUAUUAGCAUAAACCAGUGGAGUCCAUUCUUGAGAUCAUCUUCCUCUGGGACUUCAGCUCCAACCUGCCCUAACACAUCGGAUAGGAUUGGAUAACGCUGCAUAAGCAGUCUUAAGGCAGUGUUUCCCAUCCCUGUUGCUGGAGGCACACCAUCAGCAGCAAACUCUCAAUGAAAUACACCUGAUUAAACUCCUUAGUAGAGACUGCAAGACCUCAAUGGACAGGUCAGAUAAGGGAUACAUCCAAAAGUUGUUGGUACUGUUGGUGUGCCUCCAACCAUGAUGUGUAAGGAAAUACUACUCAUGUUGGUACAUGAGUUUAAAGCAGGGGUGUCCAAAAUUGGUCCAGGAGGGCCACUGUCCUGCAGAGUUUAGCUUCAACUUGCCUCAACACACCUGCCUGGAAGUUUCUAGUACACCUAGUAAGACCAUGAUUAGCUGAUUCAGGUGUGCCUAAUUGAGGUUGGAGCUAAACUCUGCAGGACAGUGGCCCUCCAGGAGCAGGACUGGACACCCCCGGUUUAAAAGGUAUACUGCUGAACGUGUCAUUUUAAUUUUGACCAACUUCAGGGGUGUCCAAACUCGGUUCUGCAGGGCUGGUGUCCUGCAGAUUUUAGCUCCGACCCCAAGUACACACCUGAACGAGCUUAUCAAGGUCUUACUAGGCAUACUUCCCGGCAGGUGUGUUGAGGCAAGUUGGAGCUAAACUCUGCAGGACACCGGCCCUCCAGGACCGAGUUUGGGCACCCCUGACCAACUCGGUAAUUAUCACCCCCCUUUGAGAACUGAGAUUUGUUACAGCCACAGUAAUACAAGAACGCACAUGAAGCAUGUACAGCAGGACCACACAAGCAUUCUGACUUGUGUAGAAUAUGUUUCUGGCCUAACGUAAUGAGUACUGCACUUAAAGUUGCACUUGAAUGGAUGAAAGGGAGAAUUAUCUUUUAGCAAUAUGUUUUUAACCACUCUGUAUAAUUAAAUGUUAUUAAUAAUUUCACGUCAAGACAACAUUCAAUUCAAAGUCCUCAGUUGUGAUCACCGGUGCACAGCAGGAAAAUAUGCCUGCUCCACAUAUUAUCCUAAAAGAGAAAAACGCUAUUGGGUUGGAAGUCCAAAUGCAAAUCCCUAUGAGUAAAAUUCUACUGUACAAAUUUCUGGACUUGAUCAAAAAGUUGUACUGUAUGUGUCACCAGGGUUAUUACAGGGUUCAAUGAUGUCAAGCAUGAUCUAUACACAGGGUCACAUCGGAGAAGAAAUGUACAAACUACCAGAACCAUUAACAAGUCUGCCAAAUCAAGGAGGACAAAAUCUAACAGGAAUAAAUGUGAAAUGUCAAUGAUCAGAUUGUUUUUCCUC
Molecule: messenger RNA, 2895 nt
Organism: Labeo rohita (rohu)
Lineage: Eukaryota; Metazoa; Chordata; Actinopteri; Cypriniformes; Cyprinidae
Gene: dbndd1
Product: dysbindin domain containing 1
Exons: 4
Coding region: 276-776 (166 amino acids)
Biological process (GO): negative regulation of protein kinase activity
Cellular component (GO): cytoplasm
Source: RefSeq, a predicted model, not a curated record